GAUUAAUUAAGCGCUCCCACGGGGCUGCUGUGGAGGGGGAGUUCCGGCGCGCCGACAGAGCGGAAGUGACGUAAAGGAAGGGGCGGGGCCCGCCGAGUUUCCCGCGCGCGCUGAGGCGGCUGAGGGAGGAGGCAUGGAGUUCCCCCAGUCCCGGUUCCAUUCCAGGCUGGAAUUUUGUCCCGAGUGUGGCUCGGUCCUGCCCCGGCCCGGCCCCCCCAGCUCCAUCUGCUGCCCCCGCUGCUCCUUCUGCCUCCAGUGCUCAGGUUUCGAGGGUCGGAGCGUCCGGAGCCGCCUCCAGUUCAACGGGCUGGGGCUGGGGUGGGGGAGGGGAGGGGGCGGCCCCUCCCCCCAGGAGGGACCCACGGUGGAUCUCAGGUGCCCCAGGUGUGGGCACGAGGGGCUGUGGUUCCGCACGCGCCAAACGCGCUCGGCCGACGAGGGCCAGAGCGUGUUCUACACCUGCCCCAGGUGCAGGUUUCAGGAGAAGGAAGAUUCCUAAAAUUCCAAAAUUUCCUCAUUUUUUUGGGACCCCUUUCGGUACCGGAAGAGAAAUAAAAGCGACCUCUCCUCAAU
Messenger RNA from Cinclus cinclus, 573 nucleotides. It is a transcript of the gene POLR1H, whose product is annotated as RNA polymerase I subunit H. The coding region runs from base 134 to 499 and encodes 121 amino acids. The transcript is spliced from 5 exons. The record is from RefSeq and is a predicted model, not a curated record. Gene Ontology annotation, molecular function: nucleic acid binding; DNA-directed RNA polymerase activity; zinc ion binding. Gene Ontology annotation, cellular component: RNA polymerase I complex. Lineage: Eukaryota; Metazoa; Chordata; Aves; Passeriformes; Cinclidae. Gene Ontology annotation, biological process: DNA-templated transcription; termination of RNA polymerase I transcription.